Messenger RNA from Suillus plorans, 1281 nucleotides. RefSeq lists its product as uncharacterized. The record is from RefSeq and is a predicted model, not a curated record. Bases 151 to 1161 code for a protein of 336 amino acids. Lineage: Eukaryota; Fungi; Basidiomycota; Agaricomycetes; Boletales; Suillaceae. The transcript has 4 exons.
CACGGCUCACCCAGGUGCAGGCACCUAUUGUUUUUGAAAAACUUCGUACACUCUCAUUCAGCUAUUAACUUCUCAUUUUCACAUACCUCGACCCGCCGUUGAUUUCCAAAUCUUUACGAGACUCACUCAUUCAAGACCUUCAAGACCAUCAUGCGCUUUGCUGCCCUUGUCGCUCUCGCUGUCGUAGCCUCGACCGUCCCAAGUCUUGCAGCGCCUGCCCCAUACUCUCUCCAUCGAAUCACUUCCAGACAGGAUACAGCGUCAACGGAUGGCAAUACGGUCGUCGAUACAUUUGUACGCAACGGUUUCGCCACUCCCCGCAUAGGGACAGUGAUCCUGCCAGGGGAAAGUCUGUCCCUUGAUUCCAAACGCGACACUACCUCCGAUAUCGUUCAAGCCAUCGCAGCAGCGUUAAACGACUUGCCCUUCGCAAGGAAGCGCGAUAUCACUGCAGAUGUCACCGCCGCGCUCCAGACUCUCCUGCAAGAAGGUAGCUCUCUGUUGAGCGAUAUUAACGUCAAACGUGACACUACCUCCGACAUCACCGCAGCGCUCCAGACUCUCCUGCAAGAAGGUAGCUCUGUGUUGAGCGAUAUUAACGUCAAACGUGAAGCGGACUCCAUCCUUCCCGUCGAAGAGCGCAGCACUGCGUCGACCUGGCUCAAAGAUAUCGGGAGUAUCAUUAGCCUGGGAUCAGGUGUUAAUGAGAUUGUGAACGCCUUUGAUGGCAGCAACAGCACUAGGCGGGACUUGGGCCAAACUCCUGACGGAGUUGAUGUCAAUGGAGCUUUGGGUGAACCAGCCUACCAAUUCGAAGACCGCAGCUUUACGAUCCCCUCUAGCGUCUCAAGCAUUUUAGGGAAGACUGCGGGGAUUGUUAGUGCGGGAGGUACUAUUGCGACAAUACUGUCUGACCUUGAUGGAAGCAGCAACAGUACGAAGCGCGGGCUUGACACGGGCUUGGGACGCGUUGAUGACCAGAAGCGCGCCUCCUCUGAUAUCGAAAGCAUUCUCCAGCAGAUCAUAGUUGCUUUGGAGGGUGCUGAGGACGCAUUAAAUAGCACUUCUACCCCUACCUCUACCAAGCGGUCUACGAGUGAUAACGAUUUUUUCGGCCUUACAGAUAUCAUUACCCCAGAGCAACUUGACGAGCUUAGCUGAUUCAUAUCACGCAUAGUAUUUUGUGGUGCAUACAAUUAAUUACCCUGGACGGUAGUUUCGAUACUUGUCAGCCCAUAAUGAUAAUGAUACAGGUUAUAUUUGGUAUACGACCGUCAGACA